AUGUUCUCGACUUUUCAGGCAACUAAUUGCAGUACCGGACGGGUUUUUGUUGAUAAUUGCGGAAUCGGCAAGUUUUGUUGUAUCGACGGGUGUUGCAUCGACUUCACUUAUAUCAUUAUUUUGUUAAUAGUGAUCUCAAUGAUAGCUACAGUUGCCAUAUUUAUUCACGUGGAAAUUGUGAAGGAGCGAAGAUUCAAUGAGAAACUGAAAAAGCAUAUAGAAUCGUUGAAAGAAGAAGGAGUGCAUCCGGAGUUUGAAGAAACCCGCAUCUUCCUCGGCGCCUCUCCAAUCGACUCGUGUCCCUUCAACCUUCCCCCAAGUUGCAGUCCCCCAAUGACAGUACCGAAAUUGAAAUUUAACCGUCUAAUCCGUCAAUUUCUACAUAAACAUAUGUAA
This is a messenger RNA of Caenorhabditis remanei, 396 nucleotides long. RefSeq lists its product as uncharacterized. The transcript has 4 exons. NCBI's taxonomy places the organism in Eukaryota, Metazoa, Nematoda, Chromadorea, Rhabditida, Rhabditidae. Bases 1 to 396 code for a protein of 131 amino acids. The record is from RefSeq and is a predicted model, not a curated record.